GUAACAAGGUAAAUUGCAAAAAUAGAAUGUAAAAAAAAAAAGGUUCAGAGCCAUACAUGGCUUUAACCACUAAUUAAACUUUUUUUUUCCUUAAUCCAAUUUGAAAACAUUUCUCUUUCUUCGGCACCAAGCUAUUGUAUUUUCUUCAUCUUCUCUUUCACAAUCUCAAACCGGAAAGAAGCACAAGGAGGCACAAUAGGAAGGGGCACAUGUUCUUGGUUUCACGUUGUAAUUAUCCCUCAUCACUUUUACAUUUUCUUAAUUGUAACAUUAUGUUUAUGUAGUUUCAAAAAAAAAAACAUUAUGCUAAUCAAUGUAUCUCAUAAUAGCUACAACAACACACAUGCAGGAUCAAUGAUGCUGAGAUUUUUCAUCCUUUUCUCUCUUCUGGUACACGCUUGUGUUGCGGCCCCCAAAACUCCGGCUGCUGCCAGAGCUGUUCCUGCCAAGAAAUGGCUCACCCUUAGCGGAAAAGAGCCUGGGGUUGUAGCGAGAGGCGGCUUCUCAGGACUUUUCCCUGAGUCUAGUGCCACUGCAAACGACUUGGCAAUUAGCGCCAGCUCUCCUGGUCUCACAUUGCUGUGCAGCCUUCAGAUGACAAAAGACGGCGCGGGGAUUUGCUUGUCUGAUAUCAGGCUUGACAAUGCAACCACCAUCUCUACCCUCUUCCCCAAAGGCCAGAAGACCUACAAGGUCAAUGGUCAAACCCUCAACGGAUGGUUUGCUCUUGACUACUCGGCAGACACAAUCUUUUCCAAUGUCUCUCUUGUUCAAAACAUCUACUCUCGGCCUAGCAUUUUCGAUGGCCAGAUGGCAAUUGCAGCCGUGGAGGAAGUCCUCGAAUCCAAGCCUCCAAAGUUCUGGUUAAGCGUUCAGUACGACGCAUUCUACAUGGAACACAAGCUGAGCCCAGCCGAGUACCUAAGAAGCUUACGUUUCCGUGGCAUCAACAUCAUCUCCUCUCCGGAGAUUGGUUUCUUGAAGAGCAUUGGCAAGGAUGCACGCAAGGCCAAGACAAAGCUCAUAUUCGAGUUCAAAGACCCCGAGGCAAACGAGCCUACCACCAACAAAAAGUACAGCGAGAUUCUGCUGAACCUCGCAGCCAUCAAGUCCUUUGCCACAGGCAUUAUUGUCCCCAAAGACUACAUUUGGUCCCUUGACUCGGCUAAGUACCUUAAGCCCGCCUCCACAAUUGUAACCGAUGCUCACAAGGCCGGUCUAGAGGUCUACGCUUCCGGUUUUGCCAAUGAUCUGAGCACCAGUUACAACUACAGCUAUGAUCCUUCCGCUGAGUAUCUCCAGUUUGUGGAUAAUGGCCAGUUCUCUGUUGAUGGUUUCAUCACCGAUUUCCCGCCAACAGCAUCACAAGCCAUCACUUGUUUUGCUCACCAAAAGAGAAAUCUCCCCAAAAUAGGCAGCACGUUGGUCAUAACACACAAUGGUGCAAGCGGAGAUUAUCCAGGCUGCACUGACAUGGCUUAUCAGAAGGCGGUGGACGAUGGAGCAGAUGUGAUAGACUGUUCUGUCCAGAUGUCCAAAGACGGAAUGGCUUUCUGCCUUGCUUCUGCAGACCUCAUACCAACCACAACUGCAGCGACCACUCUCAUGAGCCGAGCCACCACCGUUCCUGAGAUCCAGUCCAAAAAUGGCAUUUUCUCUUUUGAUCUCACUUGGACCGAGAUCCAGUCUCUAAAGCCUCAAAUUCAGAGCCCCUUCUCCACUUCUGGGGGGUUCCAGAGAAACCCAGCAAACAAGAAUGCAGGGAAGUUCAUGACUCUCGCUGACUUUCUUAAGUUCAGUAAAGCAAAGACGGUCACUGGAGUUCUCAUCAACAUCCAGAAUGCUGCUUAUUUAGCAUCAAAGAAAGGCCUAGGAAUCGUAGAUGCAGUCAAGUCCGCUCUGACUAAUUCCAAACUAGACAAGAAGGUUUUGAUUCAGUCAGAUGACAGUUCUGUUCUGGACAGUUUCAAGGCUGUCCCUAAGUACACUAGAGUCUUGAGCAUCGACAAGGAGAUAGGAGAUGCUCCCAAACCAACCAUUGAAGAAAUCAAGAAGCAUGCAGAUGCUGUCAAUAUCCUGAGAAGUUCUCUUGUCACCAUCUCCCAAAGCUUCGCCACAGGGAAGACUAAAGUAGUGGAGGAAAUGCACAAGGGGAAUAUCUCUGUGUACGUCUCUGUGAUGAGAAACGAGUACCUCUCCAUAACGUUCGAUUACUUCUCUGAUCCUACAGUAGAGCUUGCUACGUUUAUUGCAGGGAAUGGCGUUGAUGGAGUCAUCACAGAGUUCCCUGCUACAGCCACCAGAUACUUGAGGAGUCCAUGCUCAGAUCUAAACAGAGAUCUGCCCUUUGCCAUAUUACCUGCAGAUGCAGGGACUCUAAUAUCCGUGGCAGCCAAGGAAGCACAGCCACCAGCUAGUGCCCCAAACCCACCUCUUGACGCUAAAGACGUGAUUGAUCCGCCUCUGCCCCCGGUUGCAAACUUGGCCACCAACAAUGCCAGUGGAGGAUCUCCACCAGGUUCUCGUCGUUCAGGCUCCAUAGCCACCACUGCUAAUCUCAGCCUUUCCUUCAUGGCUAUGUUGGCCUUGCGACUACUACUCUGUGCUGCUGCCUAAUAAAGAUUGAAGGAAAUUUUGUAAUACCUUCCUCUCCGCGUAGUACUAGUCCACACUCUUCUUUCUCCGUAGACACAAU
Molecule: messenger RNA, 2695 nt
Organism: Raphanus sativus (radish)
Lineage: Eukaryota; Viridiplantae; Streptophyta; Magnoliopsida; Brassicales; Brassicaceae
Product: glycerophosphodiester phosphodiesterase GDPDL6-like
Exons: 8
Coding region: 304-2616 (770 amino acids)
Biological process (GO): lipid metabolic process
Molecular function (GO): glycerophosphodiester phosphodiesterase activity
Source: RefSeq, a predicted model, not a curated record